GGAUCGAAGCUUCAGUUUAAAAUAAUGACGUCAAGUUUAUAUGAUGACUUGGAUAUUUUAGACGGAACACCUCUCGAUAAUUUAACAUCAAGCGAGUCGUCUAAUAAGUCAGGAAAUGCUCCAUUGGUUGGUUUGCGUGUCACUGCUAACUGGUCGGAAUCUGAUGUAUCAUCUAAUCAAUUCAAUAUGAAUCCUUCUUCAGUCAAUUCAAAUUCCAGUUGGUGAGAUAAUUGACUAAGAAUAAUAUUGGUUUGCUAUUUUAUUCUUCAUCCCUUCUUUGCCUGUAUUUACAUCUACUUACAAUUUAAUUUCAUACUAAACAAUACUAAUGGGAAAAUUUAUACAUUGUAUUACCAUUAUACAAAUAUAUUCAUCCUAAAACAAUUAAUAUGUAGGUAUAUUGACAUGCAUAGUAUAGUUAAUAAUCACUAGAAUAUAGCGGUAGGUAACAUGAUUUACUUUUUCAGUAGUACAUUCAUAGUUAUCAUACUUUUUACUCAUCUGCAUUAUAAUUUUAUAUAUGUGUUUACUGCAAGAGAUUGUAAUGAUUGAUUAUCGUGGCUAAUGUAAACAAUGAAUGGUUUUUACUUUCUGUUUUUGGUCCCCAUUUUAUGUGUAUGUACGCGUAAAGUUGAAGUGUGUCAAAUAAAUGUAAAUAAAUUUUAUUUUGGUUAUUACUUUCAUCAUAAUUCCCCAUUUUUCUUUGUCUUGGAGAAAUCCUUCCAUAAUACUCCCAUCGGAUGUUGAAAAAAUAUCCCACUGAUAUAGCAGUAUUGUUAAUAAUAUCAUUCAGUCACAGAGUAGAACCUGGUACGUAUGCACAUCGGUUUGAUUUGGCAUGCCCCUUUAGCAAAGAAAGAUGAAACUGACUGGCCGAAUCCCAGAAUAGUAGUGAUGAGACUCCCAAGAUAAUUAAAGCGGUCUAUGCGUUCAAGCACUUCACUCCCUACCAUUAAUUCAAACGCUGACGCAAGCCAAUCCUGAAGUAGCAUUUUACAUUUGGGGGGAGAGAACCUCAUCCCAGACAUGCUUACAUUGUUGCUUAAGGCGGUCAAAAGACUGUAUUUUGUCAGUGUCUCCAUCAAACAGAACCAUAUCAUCCGCGUAUUCUAAGUAAACAAGUGGGUCUCCAGGUAGAUCAACCCCUGGAAAGUAACCAAUUUUGAUGACAGUUCGCGAUAAACUCUGACUCAAUGAAAAGUGUCCAAGUAGAGAGCCUGUACAAGGUUGGUGUACUUUGGUACUCCUCUCAAUUACUGACACUUCCAUAGAACCUUGCUAUCAAAGGAGUCGAACUCUUCCUCAAGGUCAAGGAACACAACUAUAGUCGGACGUCUAAAAGUAUAUCGAUUUUUCAGAACCUGCCGAAGGGUGAAUAUUUUGUUCAAACAUUCACGUCCAGUUAAAAACGAAGUAAAGGACAAUUAAUUGUUAACGUCAGUGUAUAGUGUUUUUGUGUACUGUUGGAAUGGUGCUGCGAACUGUUUACUGUCCUCGGAAUGUAAGAAAUCACUAGUUGAAGUCCAUAGUUAGAAUGAUGCCAAAUCUUGGAGAUAAUCUAUACUUAUUUACUUUUCUUUCCGGAACAUUCUAAUGAUUCUUAUCUGUGUGAUUUUGUUAUGGGCUAAAACUUGAACUGAUCACUUUUCUAAUCAUUUUCUUGCAAUCCUGUUUUCACUUCCCUGCCUCUUUGAUGUAAUUUGAAAGUUAUAAAACAGUCUGUCUAUUCUCUUUCUUUUUCUUUAAACUAUGUUGUAAUCUUGGGUUUUCUUCCUUUUCAUUGGUUUUCCUAAGCAUAUUAAGUCCGAGUUAGUAAACUUAAUCUAUACGUUUUUGUACAGUUCUUCAAUUUAAUUGGACUUUUGCUGAAAUACAUAUUCAUGAGUUAAUUUUGUCUGUAUUUAAUCAGUUUUAUUUAAUUUUCUAGUUUAAAAUUAAUGCAAUCCCACAUGGCUGUGAAACGUGCUCAGGGUCGACGCCCAGCCACAGAUUCUUCCAAUGCUCAGUGGAGUUCUCGCACAACACUAGCCCCAGUGGUCGAUUUGAAACAGCGUAUACCACACGUAGAUGGCUCUUACAGAUUUAAUCAAUUGACUGGACGAUUAGAGCGAUGUGUUUCGGGAAGCAGUGGAGCUAUGACGAAUGGUUUACUAUUUGGUGAACCAAAUCUACCUUUGGGUGUGAUGGAUGAAUAUAAUCCCAUGAUUCCUAACGAGUAUGAAGAAUUAGCUCGAAUCAAACGUGAACGUAGACGUGCUGAGGAAUCAGCGCUUGCAGACAGACACCAUCGACUGGAUCCAUUUGGUAUGAAUGAUCCUUCGGGGAUGUGUCGUCGUUAUGAGUAUUCAGAUGAAGAAGACGAUGAAGAUAAUGAAUAUACUGCAGCUUCCGGUAGGAAUUCUUCACAACCAACAAAGGGUGCUGCUAUUGCACCUCCAUCUGUUUUACUCGAAGAUGUAACUGUUACUUCUGGUUCAAAUGCAUCACAAAACUCUGAAUCGUUGGUUAAUGAUGAUGACCCUGGAGUUAGCACAGCUAGUAGUAAAUUUGGAAUUAAUGUUGUUGCAGCGAAAAUGAUGGCUCGAAUGGGAUAUCGUGAAGGACAAGGUCUAGGUAGAGAAAGUCAAGGAAUGUCUACUGCAUUAGUUGUUGAAAAAACUAGUCGACGUGGUGGCAAAAUAAUCCACGAAAAAGACCAACAACGUCAACAAAUCCACGCCAAUGCUUCUGCGACUACUACUAAUAAUCUACCUAGUUAUUUGAGUGCAAAUGUAGAAGAGACAUUCAACAAUCUACCACUCCCAGAGAAUCGAAGCUGUGUUAUUCUUUUACGUAAUAUGUGUGGACCAGGUGAAGUUGAUGAUGAUCUAGAACCUGAAACAGCUGAAGAAUGUGCUAAAUAUGGCAAGGUAGUAAUGUGUAUGAUUUAUGAGUUGCCUGAAGCUCCAGAUGAUGAAGUAGUUCGUAUUUUUGUGGAAUUCGAAUCUGAAGAAGCAGCAACAAAAGCGGUACUUGAUCUGAAUGGCCGAUUUUUUGCUGGACGUGUCGUAAAGGCUGGAUUUUAUGAUGCAGAGAAAUUCAGGAAUUUGGAACUUGCCGAUGCGCCACUGUCUACAUAAUUUUCCUUUUCAUUAUGCACAGUAUAUAUAAUUGUUACCUAACUAUACCUGUACACGUGUUCUGAUCGACUUCACAAAAAAUGGCACACAAUUCCUGGAUUGAAGAACUGAUGAAACGCGGGUUUCUUAAUACAGUAAAUUGGGUAAAAACAUAUUCCUCUUAAUUCUAAGUAGAAAUAACAUGAACACUUUUAUAUAGGGCUCAAAAGUCAGUCAUAUACUCACCUUGAGCAAAACUCAAGAUUUUGACAAACUGUUGAUAACAGUUACCUUCAAAUUGUAAUAAACUACAUUCUGACAAAGCUUUUAGUCAUGCAAAGUAUUGUUUGCAUAUUGUACUUGUUACCAGUCGGAAAAAUAUAACUUGCUGAGGAUGUAAAUUGUAGUUGAGAAUGAAUUCAAAGUUUUUUUUAAAAAUUAGUUCUACAUAAUUUUCUCUUAGCAUGUAUUCUUACUCAAGCUGUGAUCUACUUUAAUAUCCUGAGUGCAUUCGAAAACUUACGAAAUAUUAUGCUCAACGAGAGUCGAUUUGUGAUAUUUUC
This is a messenger RNA of Schistosoma rodhaini, 3661 nucleotides long. The record is from the annotation of a GenBank genome assembly. NCBI's taxonomy places the organism in Eukaryota, Metazoa, Platyhelminthes, Trematoda, Strigeidida, Schistosomatidae.